AUGAGCGAGCGGCUGAUUGUGCCGUGGCACGCUUACUCAUUACCCGAGAUCACCAUGGAGACGCUGUCUGCGGAGGCAGGACUGGAUGCCAUGGCACUCACAUAUGGAGCAGCAUACAUUCAGGGCUGUGAGGCAGGGUGGGGAGUUCGAGAUGAAUGUGCUGCUAAUAAGGAGUCAAACCAAUCAGAGGAGGAAGAAGAGCGGGGUUAA
Molecule: messenger RNA, 210 nt
Organism: Xyrichtys novacula (pearly razorfish)
Lineage: Eukaryota; Metazoa; Chordata; Actinopteri; Labriformes; Labridae
Source: the annotation of a GenBank genome assembly